Aplysia californica (California sea hare) is the source of this 6624-nucleotide messenger RNA. RefSeq lists its product as uncharacterized. The record is from RefSeq and is a predicted model, not a curated record. NCBI's taxonomy places the organism in Eukaryota, Metazoa, Mollusca, Gastropoda, Aplysiida, Aplysiidae. Gene Ontology annotation, molecular function: protein binding; ATP hydrolysis activity.
GAGAUCAAAGUGGAAGAAGAGUACCAGACCCCAGAGGCUGUGGAGGAGGUUCUAUUGGAGGCGCUGUCCAGAGCCAUAGACAAGAUGAGAGAAGAGAACCCUGGGAGGAAGAAUGUCACGGCCGACUUCUACAGAUGGUCUUCUGUGGUGAAAGAGGUGGAGGAGGGAAUCCUUCACUGCUACAGUCCUCGUAGUGACACACUGUGCCUCAUGAUGGACGUCGACCAGGCGAAAGACGAGCCAGGUGCAAACAGCUCCCCCAUCAAACGACUCCGUCACAAUGUCCACAAGCACUACAGGCAGUACGCUAGUAUGGGAAACCUGGUUAACUUCAAGACUGGAAAGAAGACAUUGACAUAUUUGAGGUCACUAGCCGAUACCUUUAUCGCAGGAGUAGCCUCCCUGCUCAAAGCCCAGAUGAGACAACGAGAGUAUGACGUGGCCCAGCAGCUCACAGAGGGAUCUGAGGCUAUCCAGCACGUGCGGAUUGCUCACAGCGAGUCUGAUAACUGCAAAGGAAACGACGCAACUCUUGAACAAGUCAAAUCUUUGCUAGAUUUAAGCAAAUCAGAUUCAAAGAUCGUGCUCUUGUGUGGUAAAAGUGGCACAGGGAAGACUUCCUUAGCCGCACAGAUAGCUAGGUCCGCCGUCAUGUGGGAGCCCAGGAGGAAGGUUGUGUUUAGAUGUCUUGGUAUGACCCUGCGGUCUUCCAGCCUCUUCCGUGUCCUGGAGAGUCUGACCAAGCAGCUGAGCUUUGUGUAUUCUCUGGCAUUAGAAUUACCCGUGGAUCUUACAUCACAGGAAGCUGUGUCUUUGUUCUGUUCUACGCUGAAGUCGAUCAGUGAAAAGCGUACACUGUGCGGUGAUUUAUUGUUGGUGCUGGAUCAAAUCGACCGAUUGCCAGAUCUGGAGGUUCAUUUCCUUCUUUGCAUUUUAAACUCUCUUGGAGAAGGGAUUAGCCUUGUUCUUACACUGCAAAGUCCACAUGAACUUUUGAAUGUACUCAAGUCUCAUCCAUCGGUGAAGAACGUGAAGUUACUUUACAUGAACAAAGUAGAAAUCACAGAGUGUGUGACAAGUAAUCUACAUGCUUCUAAACGUAUCGUGACAACUGACCAACUUCAUCAAGCUUUGAAAACUCUUCCCAGAGACCCAAUUCCAGUCUACGCCCAGCUUCUCUUACAUUUGCUCAAACUGUGGCCCUCCCAUUCCCUCCCUGAAUUUGAAAAAUUCAAAAACGACCCACAGUCAGAUUGUAAGGCGUUAUUGGCAUCCAUCGAGGGUGACCUGGGAAAAGCCUUUUCCCGCCACGCCCUGUCAUUUCUCGCCACAGCAAGACAUGGCCUGGCCGCCUACGAACUCCUCCAUCUUCUCUCUACAGACGCAGACAUUCUUAAUGAAAUCAAGGAAGAGAACGGUGACGAGAUGAGCGUUGUGGAGGGGUUUCCAUAUCAGCUGCAAUUGUCUAAACUGGUCUCAAGGCUAGGGAAAUUUCUUGUGGAGGUUAAGAUAGAAGGCGAAAGCGUGUAUAGAGUCAUGUGUCAGCCUUUGAUAGAUUGCAUCAAGUCAAGGUACAUGAGCGAAAGGUUCUCCCAAAGUGUCCACCUUCGUUUGGCAAACUUCUUCCAGUUCAUUAGAAGAGGCCUUUUGCUGAGCUCCCGUGAUAUCUCAGAGCAGAAGCAUCAGCGUUUAUCUAAGUACCACUGGCGCACACUUCGCUGUGUCCCUUUCCAUCUCUGCUUUAUCUCAUCUAGUACAGCAGAGGUAUGGUCAGCUCUGAAAGAGAAGGUAUUCUUCAAUUUUGCCUGGUUGGUCAACGCGGUGUAUUCAGGGUUCUUCAAUGAUCUGUUGGAUGACAUCACGUUCGCCCUGGAUGUGGUAAGUCUUGACCCAGAUAUUCAGUACCUGCGACAGCUCCUUCUCUCUGUUCGGCACACCGUCAUACACAACCCGACGUCGUUGGCUGCUGUGUUCUCCAGCCAGAAGGUCGAUGACCUUCACAACAUGAAGGACAGCGUCAAAUCUGUGGUAGAAGAAGCCAGAGUCUGGUUGAAGCAGGUACAUCUCCAGGCUUUGGUCCCUGUGUCGUACACUUCUGACAAAACCUCCAGGCUUCUGGUCAAGGAGAACGGCAUCUUCGGCGUGAAAGCUCUCACGUCUGUGGGAGACACAGGUACUCUGUUGGUGCAGAGAGACAAGUCUCUACUUCGGCAUAACGUACUAACCUGUGAGGAAAUGCCCCUGGCCACUCUCACGGAUGACAUCAUCAGCUUCCACAUAUGCGGUGACGAAAACGUCUGUGUCUUAGUGAGAAAAGAAACAUCCACACUUCAGCUUGAGGUAUUCAGUCUUGAAAAAGGAAGACAUCUAAAGUCGAUUUCCCUUGGAGAUCGUCCUCUUCUGUGGCUUGAUAUUCGAACCCCGAACACUUCUUUCUUCGCCAACGAUACCGCUAUUAAGAGCCUUGAUUUAAAUCGAGGAGUCAUUACUAACAUUAUCAGCUGGCAGCAAUCAUUCACUGCAGCGUGUAUAUCUACUAGCAAACCGGAGAGGGUGAUCACUGUCAAUGUUGAUAAGAAAACGACAAUCGAUUAUGCUCCAGUGAAAAACGUGUCUGCGUUCAAAGAACUUACUCUGCGGAACGAAAUCCCAAACAAACAUUGUUGUAUCUUGAAGUCUACAAAGGAUGGAAAGUACAUUGUUCACGUGACCGAGAGACAGGCUUUGGUGGUGGAAGCCUCCAUGUUUAAAGUGCAUGAAACCUUUUCUUUAAACGGCUUGCCUAUUGUGAUGGCAGAGUUCUCGCGAAGUCACGAACACCUUUUCCUUGCCUACGCAAACUGCGCCAUCACCUGUCACAUACUCUAUUCUGGAACAGAGGCCAUGAACACCAAACUCAAACCAAAGCCUAAACCUCGUGUUUAUACGUCACACACGGCAGCGCGGCAAUCUAGAAUGUCUCCAAGAACAGGCGGCUCUGCGAGAAUGAUAGCUGAAACGGAUACGAUUAUCUCCAUGUUAACAUCCGAGGACGACCAUUUCCUCAUCUGCGGAACUCGGUUAGGGCAUGCGUAUGUCAUUCAUGUUCCCACCGGUCAACAGUUAGUGGACAUAACCACUGGCCAAAAAUCUAUCAACACAUUGAUCUUUUUGACUGACCGUGGACACUUCCAACACCUUAUCACAGGCGACUCAAUGGGGAAUGCGUUACACUGGAAUCUGCGUCCUUUGAUCAAGCAAACCAGGCUACUUCUCCAGCCUUACAUUCUGGAUGAAGACCUCUACAAAGAGGAAGAAGCCAAGUUAGAACUGGACGCUUAUCAUCGCACCUUCGAAGCUAAGCGGAACAACAGGGUGUUCCUCAACGGCCCGGACAUUGCAGCGUUUUACACCAAUCCCCCAGAGGACACGCUACACGUUCUGAUGGAGCUGGACCCCGCUUUUGCAGUACAACAGGACUGGGAGAUGUCUGGUUCCCUGGAAAACCUGACCGAACAGCUGGUCGCCAUCGCUAGUGGCCAAGAGUUGGGUGAUAUGCUGCUGACCGUGUCCGCUGAUCUGAGGCUCGCUCGCUGGAGUCUACAUGACGGGGGGCUAAUGUGGAGCAAGAAAUUGCCGCGCGAAGGCAAUGAGGUUCAGGCUCUUGUGUCUGUCUAUUACGACCAGGCGGCACUGGUGGUGGCAAAAUUCACAGGGAGGCAGACUGUCACUUUGAUGGUGAUAUAUACUGGAGAGGGACAGACCAAAACGAUGAUCCGUCGUGACGUCACAGCAUACUGGAUAUCACGUGACAACACAAAGAUCAUCAUGAUGUGUGAGCAGCCGCAAAUCGAAGAUAAGCGCUUGUUUCUGUGGGACUUGAUCAACGGGCAGGAAGAGACAUGGCAGUUCAGCAACCUUCAAAAGUUAGGUGACGAUGCUUCACAGCAAUGUCCUUUCUUCGCUGCAUUUUCUCCCAGCCUCAACCAGUGUAUCCGUGUAGACGUUCCCCCACCUGAAAGCACUACCACUCACUCACCUCACCCAUCUGGCUUUGAUGGUAGACGAUCACAGGGGUCUGUGAAUUCAAAUCGCCCUGUCGGAAAUGAAGGAGAUUCCCCUUUUGCUGUUGAUGGCCAGUUGAAUGAAAGCUUCGAUGCUGUAGAGAAUGACAGAUUUACUUCAGAAGACGCCAGAUCACCUGCAAAUAACUCUAAACAGCCAAUUAGUGUUGAGUCUAAUGUUGGCCCAGCAGCGGCUGCCGACAGUUCACGCGGCAGUAGAUGUCCUUCUCGGGUGUCGGAGACGCCUCAACCAAGACCUGGCUCUGGCGAUCAGAAUAAAUCAGUUUUUGGUGAUGACGAUGGCUUGAUAGAAAAAGAGAUCGAGAGGAAGACGACAAUCCAUUGGAGUAAAGGAAAAAUGGACCCGAAACCGGAACAAGAGACGCUGAUGGUGCCACGAUUUGAUAAGUUAGGAAGGAGAAACUCCUGGUCCAUAACGUCGAGAGCUGGUUUUGGCAGUAGGUCAAGGAUACCCGUAGAGUACUUCCCCAGGCGAGCAAGCCUUCAUAUUGAUGGAAGCGGCAAACUCGUGCCUGAGAACAUCAAGACCAAUGGUGGAGAUUCCCCUGAUGACGUCACCGAGACUGAACCGACUGAAGCAAACUUCACACUACUCGUCACCAUGUCGACCAUCAGCUUUGUCAGCGACGAGCAUGUCCUUGUGGGUACCACAACAGGCCACGUUCUGGUGCUGAAAAUAAAUUCGUUCAAUACUUUCUGUGUUCUGGGAGUGAACGAAGACCCACUCUUGCUGCCUGCAGACAAGAACAACAUCACAUUGAGAAGAAUCUCACCACCCCAUGAAGCAGCUGUGACCUAUGUGGCGUCCUCCACAGACGGUUCGUCUUUGGUCAGUGCAGACAACAGCUCCAUCUGUCUCUGGGAUGUGGCUACUCGUAUGCUCAAAAUGGAGAUACGCCUAGACCCCGGCCAGCAGAUUACACAUCUCCAAAUCUCUAAGGACGCUAACCUGGUUGUGGUGGCAACAAAUGACAGGACUCUGCGUCUCUGGUCUCCCGUUGGCCUCCGCGAGAUUGCCAACUACAAAACAAAUUUUGAUAUUUUGGACCUACAAAUGACGAGCGAUUGCCGAAAGAUAGCAGUGCAGGGCGUUGGGCAAGAAGACCGACCAGUCCUGGAGAUCUUUGAAGUAAAGAACAUCGACGACGUGCUUAUGCUAGUGGCCGAGAGAAAGAAGUCCCACCAGCACGAGGUGAGCGAGAACCUGAAGGACGAGCGGAAGCGGCGGGCGAGCAGACGGAUGAGCGAAAUGCGACGAGAUUCUCUGCCUCCUGCAGCAGACCUUGAUCUUGAAACGUAGCAUGACUGAAACCUGGAGAACCGGACAACUAAAGCACCUGAUGAUCACAGUGGUUGAUAUUUAAUUUAAGGACAACGAAAAUUUUGAACAGCUGCGGCAGAAGUUUUGGGUUUCUCUGACACCAUUAACAGCAAAGGUUUAGAAUGAACAUUAUCUGGUCGGAUGAAAUCCAGCGUAACUAUAGCAGGUAUGAACAGACGUGUCCAAGUCGGAUUAAGUGAUUCUGAAUGUUAAGCUGGCCAAAGCAGGUGAAAAUUGAAUGAAAUAGGUUGAAAUAUCCAAGCUCGAAAAAGAAAGUAAAAAAACGGACACAAUAACAUCAUUAUCUUUAAGGGUAUUUCAUGAGAUAAAAGAGUAUCUAUUGUUUCCAAGUGGGCCGAAAACUAUUAAGUUUAAUUUUCAAAACGGACAGUUUUGGUUUUGUUGGUGACGACAGUGCCGAGAUAGAAAAAAAAUCUACUUACCACGAGCCACAUUCAUUUCUAAUUAUUCGGUCAACUCGUAGGAAACGAAAUGAAAUUGUUGGAAGGGUGUAUUUGACAUGCAGGCCGUAGCUUUCCCCAUUUCUGAAGUAUAGUUUAAGCCUUGAGAAUUUUUUGCUUAUGUCAACUUUGGUUGCAGUUGAGAAAACUUGAAGUUUAGAAAAAGAAGCCCCACUGAUUUAGACCAAAACUAAGUUGGUUAUAUUUAGAAUUGUCUACAGAGCUCGUUUGUUGCCUUUAUAGCCUGCGCACAUUAUCAUUGAUGUCCAAGUGAACGGCUGGUCGCAUACCUUUUAGCUAGCUAUGAAAACGUGAGAAUCGUAGAACGCAACUUUUUCCGGCAAGAGGUUUUGAUGACAUCAGCAUAAAGAUCCAUUCAUUUAUUGUUCUUUCACGGUGAUAACUCCUGUACAUUGUUGGUAUCUUUUAUAAUUGUUACAAACUCUUCAUUUAUAAUGCCCUUUGGACUCGCUAUAAUAGUGGCAUUAACUCCUGUUGUAGGACCGAAGGGUAUCAGUUAUUUUGCCAGCCCCAAGCGUCAUUUUGCGUUAUGAGACGCGAUGUUUUUUAAAUAUCUUAUUUUGUACUUAGAAAGGUUAGUUUAACUGUUUUAACUUUGAAUGUUUCUACGCUGUGUGAAUGAUUUCCCGCUAGUAUUCGGAUCUUCUUUCAUUUUAGCGACAUAUUUAUUGCUCAUCUAGGCUCUACAUUGUUUCUUUAAUUAUCAUCAUCAUCAUCCAGUGCCAGAUCUGCGACAGACAUCGGCGAUCAGGAUUUU